This is a messenger RNA of Octopus sinensis (East Asian common octopus), 2389 nucleotides long. Its product is annotated as ubiquitin-like-conjugating enzyme ATG3. Gene Ontology annotation, molecular function: Atg8-family ligase activity. The record is from RefSeq and is a predicted model, not a curated record. Bases 1149 to 2102 code for a protein of 317 amino acids. Gene Ontology annotation, cellular component: cytoplasmic ubiquitin ligase complex; cytosol. Lineage: Eukaryota; Metazoa; Mollusca; Cephalopoda; Octopoda; Octopodidae. Gene Ontology annotation, biological process: autophagosome assembly; nucleophagy; autophagy of mitochondrion. The transcript is spliced from 10 exons.
GAUAAUUCAAUUGACCCAGCUGAUGUGAGAAGCUUAGUUGGCUGCUUCACGCUUGUUCUACACAAGCUUGGCAGGGUCUCGAAUAAUUCAUAAUUACAUAUAUAUAUAUAUUUCGGGGAUUAAAACAGGAAAAGGAAAAGGGGUCCUGGAAAUAUAUACCGGCGUCUGUUAUCGUUUUCACUUCUUACCUUCUCGUCAAGUUUUCCUUUUUUAACGAAGAUCACACCCUAUUUUUCUAUCCUUCUGCUUUCCACGAAAACAAGGUACCGAAUUUAUAUAUAUAUAUAUAUAUAUAUAUAUAUAUAUAUAUAUAUAUUAAGUAUCGGUCGUGGUCAGUAUUGUGAAAUAUUGUCAGUAUAAAAUAUCAGUCAAGGGAGGAGAAUGGAGAACAGAGUUUUUGGUCGAGAGAAUCUCUCUUAAAAGGGUAAAGGUUGUCGUCUUAUCCCACUUGUAGUAGUGGGAACGGUGAUGUAAUUUCUUUAAAAAAAAGGACGAGAAAGGAUUAAAAAAAAAGACCCUUCGUUGUUAAGUUCUCUAUCGGAAAAAAAACGAAAGAAAAAGAAAAACAAGAACCGUUGAUAGAUUCACAGUCAAGGUGACAACCAGACUGGAAACUGAAUGGAAAAAAGUCUCCUUUUUAUUUCAGUUCGGAGCAAAAUCGAGAGACAAAAAAAACAGACUUUCCCCCUCAAUGGUUAAUUUUCCUCGUCAACAGAAGAACCUGAAUUAAUAUUAUAUAUAAAUAUAUAUAUAUAAAGCUUCCUAAGAACAAUUUUUCAAUUGUUCUAACUUUAUAUUUAUCUCCAAGAUUGACUGACGAAAUAUCCAGGUGGGAUAUCUGAUGAAACAACUGUCACACCAGCUGUAUAGUUUGAAUGAGAAAAUUUAAAUUUACUCUUCAUUGAAUCGCAGUAUACAGUGGAACGAAAUCAAAACGUUUAAUUAAAUAUAAUUAAUUAAUUAAUUUUUAUUUAAAAUUCCACAAAAAAAAAAAAAAAACAUCCGUGAUUGUCUGAAAGAGUUGAAAUUUUACUGAAAGAAUUAUUUUUGUGAGACGUUUGUCUCUGUUACCAGCUACACCGUAAUUUCAUCGCUUAUUUUUGCUUCUUCGUAUCUCGUGGUGUUUUCUCUUCCCAAUUAUUUCCACAAUGCAGAGUAUGAUAAAUGCUGUAAAGGGGACGGCCCUUGGAGUUGCAGGAUACCUGACACCUGUUCUAAAGGAAUCCAAAUUCAAAGAAACUGGCGUUGUAACUCCUGAAGAGUUUGUUGCAGCUGGAGAUCAUUUGGUCCACCACUGUCCAACAUGGCAGUGGUCAUCUGGAGACGAGGCGAAACAUAAACCUUAUCUGCCAAAAGACAAGCAGUUCCUCAUCACAAGAAAUGUUCCUUGCUACAAACGUGUUAAACAGGUUGAUAACCAUUCAGAAGAGACAGAGAAGAUUCUUGAUGAAGAUGAUGAUGACGGCGGAUGGGUGGACACCCAUCAUUAUGCAGAUUCCACAGUAUCAUCGGCAGCAGAAGCCAUUGCUGACAUGAGGUUAGAUUCACAGAUAUCUUCAAAAAUUGGUCCGCCAAAUACCAGUGGUGUGGACGAUGAUGAUGACGACGAUGAUGAAGAAGCUGAAGAUAUGGAAGCGUUUGAACAGAGUGGAAUGUUGGAAGACCAAGAUAAUGCCACAAUUGAGAUUCGACCAACUGUUCCCGGCAGUGAAGGAACCUUAUCGGGCGAGAAUGGAGUUUUACAAACUCGUACAUAUGAUCUUAACAUUACUUAUGAUAAAUAUUACCAAACUCCACGGCUCUGGCUCUAUGGCUACGAUGAGAAUAGAAAACCUUUGACUGUGGAACAAAUGUAUGAAGAUUUUAGUCAAGAUCACGCCAAAAAGACUGUUACUAUGGAAACGCAUCCUCAUUUACCAGGACCUCCAAUGGCUUCAGUUCAUCCUUGCAGACAUGCGGAAGUGAUGAAAAAGAUAAUCGAAACAGUAGCAGAAGGCGGCGGUGACCUCAGUGUUCACAUGUAUCUAUUAAUCUUUCUAAAAUUUGUCCAGGCAAUAAUUCCCACCAUCGAAUACGACUACACACAACACUUCACAAUGUGAUGCAAUCAAGUACAUCAGUAUUAGCUGUUUACAGCAGACUCAGCUCUUCUUUAUGUUUUAAUUUCCCUCCCAGCUGCUCGACCAACCAACAGAUUGGACUUUGAAGAAGUCAGCAGCGGCCAGCAAUUUUGGGUACUGCUGCUGCUACCAUGCCCCGUAGUGACCAACAAGACUCUAGGGACCACUCAGCUUGUGCUCUCAAACAUUUUCCUUUUUUUUUUUUUUUAGGAUGGUUUUUUUCCUUUUUUUUUUUUUACCUGAGACUACACACAAACACCUUAUAUAUA